AAGACCAAAAAAAAAAAAUCGGCGUUAUCUUUUUUCUUUCUGCUAGGGUUUUGUUUCUAAUUUAUAGUGUCGCGCAUUCUUAUUGCAACGGCUGAAUUUUGAAUCAAUGGCACAAGUUCAGGUGAGCCCCAAUGCGAACGGUGAUUCCGCCGCCGCCGCUGCUUUUGUCCCGAACCAGUCAGUGAUGACGUCACUGUACGUUGGAGAUCUCGACCGCAACGUCAAGGAUCCGCAGCUCUACGAUCUCUUCAACCAGAUCGGCCAGGUCGUCUCCGCUCGCGUCUGCAGGGACUUGGCCACCCAGCAAUCCCUCGGUUACGGUUACGUCAAUUUCAGUAACCCUCAAGACGCGGCAAGAGCAUUGGAUGUGUUGAAUUUCACUCCGCUGAACAACAAACCGAUUAGGAUCAUGUAUUCUCAUCGGGACCCUAGCUCCCGCACUAGCGGCGCUGCUAAUAUAUUUAUCAAGAAUUUGGAUAAGUCGAUUGAUCAUAAGGCUCUGCAUGAUACUUUUUCCUCUUUUGGGACUAUUCUUUCUUGCAAGAUAGCCACAGAUCCUUCUGGCCAGUCAAAAGGAUUUGGCUUUGUGCAAUUUGAGAAGGAAGAGUCUGCUCAAAAUGCCAUUGACAAGUUGAAUGGAAUGCUGAUAAAUGAUAAACAGGUUUACGUGGGGCAUUUUCAAAGAAAGCAGGAUAGAGAGAGUGUCUUAAGCGCCAAUACAAAAUUUAGUAAUGUGUAUGUAAAGAACCUGUCAGAGUCCAUGUCGGAUGAUAACUUGAAGAAAAUUUUUGGGGAGUAUGGGACAAUUACUAGUGCUGUAGUGAUGAGAGAUUUAGACGGUAAAUCGAAAUGUUUUGGUUUUGUCAAUUUUGAAAAUGCUGAUGAUGCUGCUAAAGCUGUUGAGGCACUCAAUGGAAAGAAAUUUGAUGAUAAGGAGUGGUACGUUGGGAAAGCCCAGAAGAAAUCCGAAAGGGAGCUUGCCCUGAAGGAGCGAUUUGAGCAGAGUAUGAAGGAAGCUGCUGACAAAUAUCAAGGUGCUAACUUGUAUCUCAAGAACUUGGAUGAUAGCAUCGAUGAUGUAAAGCUCAGGGAACUCUUCUCAGAUUUUGGUACAAUAACUUCAUGCAAGGUUAUGCGUGAUCCACAUGGAGUCAGUAGAGGGUCUGGGUUUGUUGCAUUUUCAUCUCCUGAGGAAGCUACUCGAGCUCUCGGAGAAAUGAAAGGGAAAUUGAUUUCUGGCAAACCUCUCUAUGUUGCCCUUGCACAGAGAAAAGAAGAAAGAAGAGCCAAGUUGCAGGCCCAGUUUUCUCAAAUGACGCACGUAUCAAUGGCUCCUUCUGUUGCACCUCAUCUCCCGCUCUAUCCUCCAAGGGCCAUGGGUCUUGGACAUCCAUUUUUGUAUGGGCAAGCACCUCCAGCUGUCCUUCCUCAAGCUGGAUUUGGUUAUCAGCAGCAACUUGUGCCUGGGAUGAGGCCAGGGGCUCCAAUGCCAAGUUUCUUUGUUUGUCCGUCGAGGAACAGGUCCUGUGCAACAACCACAGCAGCCAGUGCCGAUGAUGCAGCAGCAGAUGCUUCCAAGGGGACGUGGCCAUCGUUAUCCAGGUGGUCGCAACAUGCAGGAGGUUCCAAUGCUUGCAGUCAACUAUGACAUGGGAGCUCUGCCCAUCCGGGAUGCGAUGGGACAACCAAUGCCCAUUCAGGCCUUGGCUACUGCCCUUGCAAAUGCUCCUCCAGGACAGCAGAGGACUAUGCUUGGUGAAGCUUUAUACCCACUUGUUGAUAAGCUGGAACAUGAUGCUGCAGCAAAGGUUACAGGCAUGCUUUUGGAGAUGGACCAGCCUGAAGUGUUGCAUCUGAUUGAGUCACCCGAUGCUCUCAAGGCGAAAGUUGCCGAGGCCAUGGACGUGUUGAAAAAUGUUGCUCAGCAGCAAACCAAUGCCCCAGCUGAUCAACUCGCCUCCCUCUCUCUCAAUGAGAAUCUUGUCUCUUAGAUAUGCAACGUUGUCCGUUCAGCAGCUCACAUGAUCGUAGAACUUCACAGUUUUGUGUCCGGUUUCUUGUAGGAUUUAGCAGCACUCGUUGGAUUAGUUUUUGAAUUUACUUGUUUUAUUUCUUCGUUGGCUGGUUGAGAUUUUGAUGGCGGCAUUUUUUUAUUCCCUUUAAAAUUUUGGUAUUUAUAUCCCGUUAAUUUGAAUUAUGAUGGUUGGUUCUUGAACUUUUA
Messenger RNA from Arachis duranensis, 2221 nucleotides. Its product is annotated as polyadenylate-binding protein 8. The record is from RefSeq and is a predicted model, not a curated record. NCBI's taxonomy places the organism in Eukaryota, Viridiplantae, Streptophyta, Magnoliopsida, Fabales, Fabaceae. Gene Ontology annotation, molecular function: poly(U) RNA binding; poly(A) binding; mRNA 3'-UTR binding. Gene Ontology annotation, cellular component: ribonucleoprotein complex; nucleus; cytosol.